Molecule: messenger RNA, 1906 nt
Organism: Amaranthus tricolor (Joseph's coat)
Lineage: Eukaryota; Viridiplantae; Streptophyta; Magnoliopsida; Caryophyllales; Amaranthaceae
Product: F-box/LRR-repeat protein At3g59200-like
Exons: 3
Coding region: 1-1698 (565 amino acids)
Molecular function (GO): protein binding
Source: RefSeq, a predicted model, not a curated record
AUGGGUGUAAAUGAAAGAAAGUAUAAUCCUCCGAAGAAAUUGAAAGAACCCGAAAACAAGGACAUAAUAAGCAGUUUGCCCGAUGAACUAUUAGGUAGAAUUUUAUCUUUUUUACCUACAAAAUACAGUGUGGCAACUAGUGUUCUUUCGACUAGAUGGAGGAACGCAUACAAACUUAGUAGCAAUCUCGAUUUUGAUGAUUCAAUCAUUUUCAAUACUCGAGAUGAAGAUAUGAGAAAUCAAAGAAAAAAUUUGUUUAGAAAGUUUGUAAGUCGGGUUUUGGAACAAUGCAACAUAUCUCAGAUUGACAAAUUUCGACUUAAUUGUGUGAGCAAUACUUGUGAUUCAUUGAUAAAGGGUUGGGUUCAUGCUAUAUGCUUGCAUAAGCUUGUUGAGUUCGAAUUAUCGAUUGACAGGAGUGUGCACUGUGAGCUAUCGCUUUCUCAGUCGUUCUGCCAGAACUUGGCGGUGUUUAGGAUGGAUUGUAGUUUCAGACUGCACAUCCCAACAUCAGUGACAUUUCCGAACCUUAGAGUCCUUCAUCUCAAGGACAUUACCUUUGAAGGGUACUCUAAGAGUUCGGUCUAUACUUCUUUUGACAAGGACGAGGUUGUUGGAUUUGCUGAUCACGAACUCAAUAUGAUCCUAUCGAAGUGUUCAUUGCUCGAAGAAUUGGUGAUUGUACAUUGUGAGCUACGACUUUCUAAAUUGAGAGUGCAAUGCGAGCUACAACUUUCUCAAUUGACAUGUCGAAAUCUGUUGAAGUUGAAGUUGGAUUGUAGAUUUAUACUCAGUAUCCCAAAUUCAGUGACAUUCCCAAACCUUAAAGUCUUGUUUUUUAAGGAUAUAACCUUUGUAGGAAUGCAUAGUACCUUAGUCCAUCAUGAUCUAAAUGGGAUUUUAGUUGGGUGUCCGUUGCUUGAAGAAUUGGCUAUAAUCGGGUGUGAUUGGGAUGGUCGUGAUCUAUGGUUUACUAAUCCAUUGCUACAAAACUUGACACUCGAGGAUGGACUAAGUGAACCUCUCGACCAACUUAAUGGUUCCAUGGUUCAUUUCGAUUUGCCAAGCUUGGUUUGGUUUAACUAUCGCGUAGGGUUAGCUACUCACUAUGUCAUCCGAAAUUUGGAUUCCGUCGCCCAUGCUCAAUUGGAAAUCGGUUUCAACGAUGAUGAUUUUGAUGACGAACAACAACUUUGUGAUACUAUUCUCGACCUUAUCGAAGGGAUUUGUAGUUGUCGGUCAUUGAAUUUGUCUCGCCAAUGCUUGGAGGCUCUUACAAGUGGCAAUUUUGAACUUCCUAUAUUUAGUAAGUUGACUGAAUUAGAACUUACUCUUGGCAUUGAUUUUGAUUGGAGCGAUGUGUUAUUGGACUUUCUGAAUUGCUCGCCUUGCUUGGAAUCUCUCACCUUGGUGCAGGGAGGAAAAAGGCCUAGUCAAAGAAGUGGACAAUUCUUGCUAGAAGCUCAAGAUGUGCCUUCUUGUGUUCAUUCUCAUUUAAAGUCCAUCAACAUCAAAUACUUUAAAGGAUUCAAAGGAGAGAAGAAAUUGGUGAAAUACUUCCUUAGAAAUGCUAAUUUGUUACAGGAAAUGGUGAUAGAAUGGGAUCAAAGAUACAAGGAAACAGAUUUUCUAGCUAAAGAAGAUGAGAUACUACACUUGCCCAAGUCUUCAGUAUCAUGCUCAAUUUCUUUUAAGUGAUAAAAAGAAAUCUAUUUGUCCGAAAUUAGUCGUUACAUUUGUAGGCUUUCGAACCAGUAAUGUGACGACUAAAUUUGGAUCGACGUUACUUUAGCAUCAUUCUUUUUUUGCUAUAUUUGAUGCGGUUGAAUUUUUGUGGUGUAUAAAUUAUACUUUUAACACUAUCACGUUAUGAUGAUUUUGCAAAUCUUGUAUACAAUCAUAUUAC